Molecule: messenger RNA, 1011 nt
Organism: Acaulospora morrowiae
Lineage: Eukaryota; Fungi; Glomeromycota; Glomeromycetes; Diversisporales; Acaulosporaceae
Source: the annotation of a GenBank genome assembly
AUGGCAUCACAACCACCAAGUACGAACCCUUCUAGAGUGAUACCUUUGACGUGCUCCGGACACACUCGUCCGGUAGUGCAUUUACAAUUCUCACCCAUUACUGAUGGCACUUAUUACUUAAUAAGUGCAUGCAAAGAUGGGAACCCGAUGCUUAGAGACGGACCAACUGGCGAUUGGAUAGGUACUUUCUUAGGACAUAAGGGUGCUGUGUGGAGUGCUAAAUUGAGCAAGGAUGCCUCGAAAGCUAUCACGGCCUCAGCUGAUUUUACAGCAAAAUUAUGGGAUACUUACACUGGCGAAGCGCUUCAUUCGUUCACGCAUGGUCACAUUGUGCGUUCGGCAGAUAUUUCAGGUGAUGGAACGCGCAUUGUGUCAGGUGGACAAGAAAAAAAGUUGAGGAUAUACGAUUUGAACAAACCAGAAGAACCAAUUGCAGAGACAGAAGGUCAUGAAUCUACAAUUAAAAGUGUUAUUUGGGAUAGUGAAAGAAAUGUUGUAUUGAGUGCCGGCGAUGACAAGGAAAUCCGUGUUUGGGAUCUUCGCAGUUUCAGUGAAGUCAAUAGUUUCAAAACAGAAUAUCCUAUUACCAGUAUGGAACUUUCUGCAGAUGGAAAGUACAUCACGAGUACAGCUGGAAAGGUGGUCCAUUUUUUGGACGCGUCAACUUAUCAGGUUUCCAAAUCUAUCCCAACAGCAUAUGAUGUUUCAUCAGUUUCUUUACAUACUGAUCACAAGAGGUUUGUAGCAGGUGGAGAUUUGUGGGUGAGAAUAUAUGAUUUUGAAAGUGGCAAAGAACUUGCAACUUUAUGCAAUGCAGAGGUUUACAAAGGUCAUCAUGGACCCAUUCAUACAGUAAGCUAUAGUCCUGACGGAGAAAUUUAUGCCACUGGCUCAGAGGACGGGACCAUAAGGUUGUGGCAGACAACACCUGGAAAGAGUUAUGGUCUUUGGCAAAAUAAAGCUUCGAAAGAUGAAAAGGAAAACGACGUGAAUGGAAUACUUCCGGAAUAA